AGAGUGUCUCUUCUCUGAAACGAUUGCAGGUUUCUAGCUCAGUCUAUCUCUUAUGGUCAGUUAUUGACCACAACCCACCUCUUCAGUCCUCUCUCUCUCCCCCCCUUCCCCCCCUUAUAUUUCGCAUAAAUUCAAACCCCUCGCUUUGAAACUUGAGAGAGAGAGAGAGAGAGAGAGAGAGAGGAGAGAGGGGUUCUGAUUCGCAUUUCAAGAAUGGCUGAACUUAAAGUACCUCCCUUUCUGCUGCUUCUCUUCAGCGUGAUUCUUGCUGCUUCCGUUAUACAAGGUUCAAGAAUUAGUCCUGAAUAUCAUGUAGCUUCAUUACAGAGAGAGGCCGUGCAUUUGCAGGGUGUGAAGCUAUUGGGGGAAGAUGAGAACAAACAUAGGGACUCAAGGAGAUUAAUGAUUGGGUCGACCAGGCCAAUUUGCACAUACAAUGAAUGCAGAGGCUGCAAGUACAGAUGCAGGGCGGAACAAGUUCCAGUUGAAGGGAAUGAUCCCAUUAACAGUGCUUACCACUACCGAUGUGUGUGUCAUAGGUAAAUAAAGAUUAGAUAAAUUUAAAUUAAUCUAGGGGUUGGCUAAUGAUAAUAUUUAUUUGAAUGAGGGUUUGGUCCCAAGAGAAAUAAGCGAAAAAUAAAAUAAAAUGACUCCCAAUGCUGCCUUUUCUUCUCUUCAUUUUGAAUUUCUUCUAUUGUCUUCAUAUAAGUGUGAGUAGCUAAGUAGAAGUGGCUGUCCAAAUUUUUUGGGUUCUUUCUUUUUCUCUUUGUUUUUUGAGGGUCAGAUAUGGUUCAAUCGAAUUCUUGAUUCUUGUAGCAAAGUCUUCGUUAAAACAAAGAAGUCUCUCACGUGUUGUUCUUAUCUGUUAGGCCUAGGUUUUGGACUCAAUUACUUGUCUUUUUUGAGCUGCAAAAUGUGCUUCUGUUAUCAGAACCAACAUGUAGAAGAAAAUAAAUAAGUAUUCUUAAA
Molecule: messenger RNA, 969 nt
Organism: Rhodamnia argentea
Lineage: Eukaryota; Viridiplantae; Streptophyta; Magnoliopsida; Myrtales; Myrtaceae
Product: EPIDERMAL PATTERNING FACTOR-like protein 9
Exons: 3
Coding region: 214-543 (109 amino acids)
Biological process (GO): positive regulation of stomatal complex development
Source: RefSeq, a predicted model, not a curated record